CGCUGCCUGCCGGAGAGCGGCGACUUCCAGUGGAGAGAUGGCGGCCACCGCGGGCAGAUCGCUGCUGCUCGUCCUCUCCAGGACUCCCGGCGGCGGAGCUGGCGGAGGCGGCGGAGGACCGGCGUUGACCGCCGCCGGUUGCUUCUUGGGACUGGAGAGGCGCCGGCAGCAACACCAGCAGAGGCACAGGACGGCGCACCAAAGAUUUCCUCCUUUGCAGAUGAUGGGAGCUGUCUAUUGCAGUACUGUAGUGCCCUCUAAUGACGUUACAGUGAUUUACCAAAAUGGGCUACCAGUGAUAUCCUUGAGUCUUCCUUCUCGGCGUGAACGCUGCCAGUUUACACUUAAACCUCUCUCAGACUCCGUCGGAAUAUUCUUACAACAACUCCAGGCAGAAGACCGGGGAAUCGACCGAGUUGCAAUUUAUUCACCAGAUGGGACACGAGUAGCAGCUUCCACAAGCAUAGAUCUCCUACUUCUUGACGAGUUCAAACUAGUAAUUAAUGACUUGAGUUACCACGUCCGUCCACCAAAGAGAGAUCUCUUAAGCCACGAAGAUGCCACCACGUUGAAUGAUGUGAAGACUUUGGUUCAGCAGCUCUAUACCACACUGUGUAUUGAAGAACACCAGCUGAAAAAGGAGAAGGAAUUGAUUGGGAGGUUAGAAGACCUCAAGCAGCAAUUGGCACCCAUGGAAAAAGUCAGGAUGGAACUUUGCAGAAAAGCAGAGAGGAGGACAACCUGGCUACUGUGGGGUGGGCUGGCUUACAUGGCAACCCAGUUUGGAAUCUUGGCUCGGCUCACCUGGUGGGAAUAUUCUUGGGACAUUAUGGAGCCAGUCACCUACUUCAUCACAUAUGGCAGUGCCAUGGCAAUGUAUGCAUACUUCGUAGUAACGCGUCAGGAAUAUGUAUAUCCAGAUGCUAGAGACAGGCAGUACUUACUAUUUUUCCAUAAAGGAGCCAAAAAGACACGUUUUGAUCUAGAAAAAUACAAUCAACUCAAGGAUGCUAUUGCUCAGGCAGAAUUGGACCUUAAGAGACUUCGGGAUCCCUUACAGGUACAUCUACCUGUUCAACAAAUCAGUGAUAAAGACUGAUCGUCAGAGGAACCUCCGUAUUUUGACAGAAGUGGCAGAUCUUUUCAAGCUCUUGCCUCUUUCAUUAGAAAGCAUUUCAAGUGGAAGCUGGAAGGUCUUCUGGGGGUGGAGGGUUUUUAAAUCAUUAAAACAGAGACCUUGACUGGGGAAGGGGUAAUGUGUUCAGUCAAAAAAUAAUAAUAAUAAUAAUCAGGCACUGUGGAAUGCUAAGUCUUUUCAAAGGGCUUAAAGAUUGUCUCAUUCAAACGUUUUUUCUUUUGGAUGAAAAUAUAUAGAUUAUAAAGGUGGGCAUUUCAUGAAGAAAUUGUAUCGGGGACAUAUUUUUCCAGCUUUUGCAGUGUCUGCCUCUUGAAGAAGCACUAGCAGCCUGCUCAGCAUUUUUUUAAAAUCUCUUUCAAACUAUUGCACAAUAAUAGUGCGCUAAACAAAAGAAGGAAACAAUCAAGCCAUUUUAAGACACCAUGAUUGGUGAUCCAGAUUGAAGUAAACGUCUCCAUUAAUGUGCAACCCAAGAUUGGACCCUACUGUGUCUUUUUUUUGUUUUUGUUUUUGUUCUCUUUUGUUUUGUAACAGAAAUGCAAAAUUUCUUUUUACUCCACCAAAAAACAAACAAACACCUAAAACAUUUUCCUCCCUGUCUGUUUACUGUCAAACAAACUUUCUCCUUAUACUGAAAGAUUAUCAAUGUUAUCAGUUUUAUCCGGAUCACAAACUGAAUAAUUCUCGUUGUGAACAUUUGAACAUGGAAAUAUUCCCGCAUAUCUUCUUCAGCUUCACUGCCCUGAUCAACUUUUACACAUAAAUGGUGAUGUUGCAUGAGAAAAAAACUGUUCCUAUACAGUCUUAAGGGAGGAAUGUUUCGUCCCCACUACUCUUUCUUCCUCCAAAUAGACUAGUCCUCCGAAUUAAAGCAAAUCAAAGAGUUUGGGCCUACGGUAAUGCAUAUAUGUAUGCGGUAUUUGGCUUGAGAUCAUGACGCUUUUAUGUUUGCCUAGCAGAAUAACUAUGUCUUGAUAAGCAAAAGACUACAGUUGCACUUUGAUCCACAAUCCCCCCCUCUUCUUUAAGUAGCUUUAAAAGUACGGGCUGGUGCUGAAGGGUCAGGGUUUCUGCACGGUAGCAGAUGUAAUCCCUCCAUCCCUAAAGGGCAUGGGAGAAAGGCAGCGGUCUCCACCACCUGCUAGAAGCCCGAUGAUCUUGUCUAAGGAGAACUUACAACUUGUGCUAAACAGAAUCCAUGUCUGCCUUCGUUGUCCUUGUUUGAUAGAUCCUGGGAAGACAGGAUAAGAGAUGGAAGAAGGCCUCUGAGCUCCUUCUCACAAAGCUUGGAAUUUCCUUUCAGCUCACUCCUUUUCACUGUGUCAAGGCAAGAGGCUCCCACUUUCGGAGGAACUGUGUUUUAAAGUGUAAAAUAAAUAUAAACCAGACGCCAGGUGCCUUGCAAGAUGGGAUGGUCGCUCCUCCCUCGCCCUCAAUGGCAUGUUGAGCUGAAUGGAUGCAUGUUCCAAGAUGUUUUCCUCUUCCCACUUCCUUCCCGCCUUUCUCCUUUUAAUUAUGUGGCGAUUUUUUUUUUUAUUUAAGAGGGGGGAAAAAACCAAUAAAAAUUGUUAAAUUAUCUGUUCAUCCUCUUUGUAUGCAGCAUUUUAAAAAGGAAGAACGCAAACAGUCCUGUAGCAGAAUUCUCUUGAGUGUGUGUUUGGGGUGAGGGAGGGGGCAUGGAGAAAAGACCUUAAAAGAAAAACAAUAAAAUAAAAUAAUGAACAUGUGUACAAUCCUGUAUCAUUUAUUAAAUAUGUAUAAAAGAGAAAUGUACUUCUGGAACAAUAAAUAAUUAUUCUGUUUUUGAA
Messenger RNA from Pantherophis guttatus, 2946 nucleotides. RefSeq names its product mitochondrial calcium uniporter (gene MCU). Gene Ontology annotation, molecular function: uniporter activity; calcium channel activity. Lineage: Eukaryota; Metazoa; Chordata; Lepidosauria; Squamata; Colubridae. The record is from RefSeq and is a predicted model, not a curated record. Gene Ontology annotation, cellular component: uniplex complex. Gene Ontology annotation, biological process: mitochondrial calcium ion homeostasis; calcium import into the mitochondrion.